Rhea pennata is the source of this 4657-nucleotide messenger RNA. RefSeq names its product SH3 domain containing ring finger 1 (gene SH3RF1). The transcript is spliced from 12 exons. Gene Ontology annotation, biological process: positive regulation of JNK cascade; protein ubiquitination; positive regulation of proteasomal ubiquitin-dependent protein catabolic process. Gene Ontology annotation, molecular function: ubiquitin protein ligase activity; metal ion binding; protein binding. The coding region runs from base 191 to 2815 and encodes 874 amino acids. NCBI's taxonomy places the organism in Eukaryota, Metazoa, Chordata, Aves, Rheiformes, Rheidae. The record is from RefSeq and is a predicted model, not a curated record.
GGAGCAAGCUGUGUAGUUUACGGAUGUCACGUUUGCUACCUUUAAUUGUGGAAAGAGCUGUUCUCAAAUAAACGGGCAGCCAUCCAGAGCACAGCUGGAAGAGGAAUGGAUGUAACAUGAUAUCCUUGGAGUGCACAGAACACACAGAUUUUGCAAAGUUUUGUUUUUCUGGUUGAGUAACAUAACGAAAAUGGAUGAAUCGGCUUUGCUGGAUCUGUUGGAGUGUCCCGUUUGCCUAGAACGCCUUGAUGCUUCUGCGAAAGUCUUGCCUUGCCAGCACACGUUUUGUAAACGCUGUCUGCUGGGCAUUGUGAGCUCUCGAAAUGAGCUGCGGUGCCCGGAGUGCAGGACUCUGGUGGAGUGCAGUGUUGAUGAACUUCCCAGUAAUAUUUUGCUCGUUAGACUACUGGAUGGCAUCAAACAGAGGCCUCGGAAACCUGGCGCUGGUGGUGGGACUGGUAGCACGAACGCGCUAAGGGUCCAGGUCAGCACUGCUGCUAACUGCGGAGCGAAGGACAUGCAGAGCUCUCAAGCUGGACAGCAGCAAAGAGUGCAAGCACGGAGCCCUCCUGUUAGGGGUGUACCUCAGUUACCAUGUGCCAAAGCAUUGUAUAACUACGAGGGAAAGGAACCGGGAGAUCUUAAAUUCAGUAAAGGAGACAUCAUCAUUUUACGUCGACAGGUGGAUGAAAACUGGUACCAUGGAGAAGUCAAUGGUGUCCAUGGCUUUUUCCCUACCAACUUUGUUCAGAUUAUUAAACCUUUACCUCAACCUCCGCCUCAGUGCAAAGCACUUUAUGACUUUGAAGUAAAAGACAAGGAAGCAGAUAAAGACUGUUUACCAUUUUCAAAGGACGAUGUUCUGACUGUAAUUCGCCGAGUGGAUGAAAACUGGGCAGAAGGAAUGUUGGCUGACAAGAUAGGAAUAUUUCCCAUCUCGUAUGUUGAGUUUAACACAGCAGCGAAGCAGCUAAUAGAGUUGGAUAAGCCCUCAGGUUCUGCUGUAGACUCUGGAGAAGGUACCUCUGGGGCAGCCCACAACAGUUCAACCCAAAAGCACACCGAUACCAAGAAAAACACCAAAAAACGGCACUCUUUUACCUCCCUCACUAUGUCCAACAAGUCUUCGCAGUCUUCUCAGAAUCGCCAUUCAAUGGAGAUUAGUCCUCCUGUCCUCAUUAGCUCCAGCAACCCAACUGCAGCAGCCCGCAUAAGUGAGCUGACAGGACUUUCCUGUAGUGCCCCUUCUCAGGUUCAUAUUGGUACCACAGGGCUAAUUGUGACUCCACCUCCUAGCAGCCCGGUUACAACAGGGCCUUCAUUUACCUUCCCUUCAGAAGUGACCUACCAAGCAGCUCUUGGUAAUAUGAAUCCCCCUCUUCCACCACCACCACCUCUCUUGUCUGCCGCAAUCAUUGCAUCAGCCUCUUCUGGACCUCCACCUGCAGGUGUAACACAAAGGCCUGCAGCAGGAUCAACUGAACAAAUGGCACAUUUACGACCGCAAAGUCGACCGAGUGUAUAUGUUGCUAUAUAUCCAUACACUCCUCGAAAAGAUGAUGAACUGGAACUGCGGAAGGGAGAAAUGUUCUUGGUGUUUGAGCGCUGUCAAGAUGGCUGGUUCAAAGGAACUUCCAUGCAUACAAGCAAGAUUGGUGUUUUUCCUGGCAAUUAUGUGGCCCCAGUUACAAGGACAGUGACAAGUGCAUCCCAGACAAAAGUUCCCAUGUCUACUGCUGGUCAAACAGGACGAGUGGUAACAAUGGUCAGCCCUUCCACUGCUAGUGGACCAUCUCAGAAGCUCCAGGGGAAUGGUGUGGCAGUGAAUUCUAGCACAGUACCCACAGCUGUGGUUUCUGCAGCACAUAUCCAAACCAGUCCGCAAACCAAGGUCCUUGUGCACAUGACAGGACAAAUGACGGUCAACCAGGCUCGCAAUGCGGUUAGAACAGUUGCUGCGCACAGUCAAGAAAGACCUACGGCAGCAGUGACACCCAUACAGGCGCAGAGUCCAGCGUGCCUCAUUCCUGCUGCUGUGAUCGUUCCCCACCACUCUGCUGCUCCCCAGCAGCUCCAGCCUCAGCUUUCAAAUGCUGCUGGUUACGUCACGGCUGUGAACGUGAACCGGUCAACCAUCCCGCUGGCGUGUGCAGCAGCUUCUUUGAAUUCUCCCAGCGUAAACCCCCCCUCUUUGGAGGGAGACGUUAGUGGGAGGACUGUGAACGCUCACCCUGGAGCUCCUGCGUCUCCAGAGAAUGCUUUAGUAGCUGGCGGAAAUGCUGCUGUCGGUAAACCAGAGAAGGAUAGCAAGAAGGAAAAAAAAGGUUUGCUGAAGCUGCUUUCUGGAGCGUCCACUAAACGCAAGCCCCGGUUGUCACCUCCAGCCUCACCAACGCUGGAGGCUGAGCAAGCAGCGGCAGAGCUGGCCCUGCAAGGUGCAGUCGGGCCGGAGCUCCCUGCAGCAGGGGGGCACAGCAAAGCCGGACCCUCUCCCACCGACAGCGAGGUCUCUGCGCUGGCACAGGAGACGCUGCAUCGGAAAAUGAGUUCCCUGGAUUCCGGUAUUCCUAUAGCGCCGCCUCCUCGGCAGCCUUGCUCGUCCCUGGGUCCAGUCCUGAAUGAAUCCAGGCCUGUUGUCUGUGAAAGGUACAGGGUUGUGGUAUCCUAUCCUCCUCAGAGUGAAGCAGAACUUGAACUUAAGGAAGGUGACAUUGUCUUUGUACACAAAAAACGUGAGGAUGGCUGGUUCAAAGGCACGCUGCAACGAAAUGGAAAAACUGGCCUUUUCCCUGGCAGCUUUGUAGAAAACAUUUGAGAAGAUUCAUUCCAAGAGCUUCAAAUCAUACUGUACUGUAAAAUAGCACAAAUAUUCUACCAGAAAAAGCACAGUCAUGAAAUAUUUUCAAGUGACUGUAAGAACAAAAUUAUAUGUAUUUCUAUAUUGUCUAUAGCACAAUUACACCAGCAAACAAAGAAGAUGAAGGCAUCUGCUGGUUUUAUCACUUUGGAUUCUUAAGUGUGAUGUGUGCCUUGUACUGUCUGAUUUAUUAUAUAGAGGAACUUUUUUUUUCGCCCCAAGUAUGUUACAUAAAUGAACAAUUGUUUACAAGGCUGUAACUAAUUUAUUCUUGUUUUUUUUAAAAAAACUUGAAUUUUGUGUAAUAGCUACAAUUCUCGUGAUUAUGAUUUUAACAGAUUAUUAAUUUAUGAAAGAAUAGCUAAGGGGAAGCUGGAUUCUCUCCUUUUGAGCAAGCAAUUAUAUCUGAUAAAGAGCCUCCCACUUACCCUCUAGACAUUCUUCCCCUGCUGUGUCGGCCCAGUGGAGUAAGUCUCUGUUUUAUGAAUUAAUGUUGAGUGGUGGUGAUGUGGCGUCAAAUAGAAUUUGCCAAGUGGGGAAAAAAUGUGUAUUUUGUUCUUUGGACAGAGGAAAAAAAAAAUCAGUGGUGUUCUCAAGUCUAGUUCUACUUCUUCAUAAAUCACCCAGAUAGAGUAAUGUUUUUCCAGGAGAUGAAGAUGUAAGAUAAAAUUCAACCAUCUUAUUAGGACCAUCUCAAGGUUAGGAAGGCAGAAAUUUAGGAGUGCCAAUAAGAGAUUCCCUAUACCUUCUGUUUAUGUAAAAAUUUGGCUGUUUGAACAAAGCUUAGCUUUGUAUAUAUGGCCAGUUAUCUGGGCAUUUACCUCUCAGGAGCCAGCAAAAUUGGAAGGAAUGUUAAAGCUCAACACUUAGAAGGGCGAUAGCUUCAAAACACCUGUCUGACAAAACUGAGUAUAAAAAUAAAAUUCUAAGCUGAACUUACUGUCUAAAAAUGCCUAGGAAGUGUAAUUUGCUAUGUUUUCUUCUCAAACUGAUCUGCAUGGCCAAGAGAUGUUUAAAAUGUCUGAGCAAUAGUGGUGGUAAGUGAUGCACUUGUGUUAAAGUAAAAGGCUGUAUGAAACACUGUGAAAACUUUACUAACUUCUUAACCAUUGCUACUUUGGUAUAUUCUGACUUUUUCUUUGUCUUGCAUGUCUUACUCAAUUCUUGCAGUAAAAUAACUGUGCAUGAUCUACAUUUUUCAUUCAGUUUUCCAGUUGCUGGGUUAUUUCACUCUGAAAGUUUCCCAAAAGCCACUUGACCAAAACUAGUGAGCAACUUACCUUCAGCCAGAGGAGCUGUCCAGUGUUUGAAUCAUUAAUAAAAUAUCAUAAUGUCCUUGCAGCUGACAGAUAUAAAGAAUGAUGCCUGCAAGAAAAGUGAUGUUAGUCUUUCUUUUUUUUUUUUUUUUUUUUUAAGAGAUUUGACACUGGCAAACAUACUACUCAGCCAAGUUUGUUUUUUAUAUUGUUGUUUGAUUAUAGCAGUCUAAUUGUGAUUCUUGCAAGACGCUGAGCACCAUCAUUCCCAGUUAAAUCUGACAAAAUGUGGCUAUUGCUCAGCACUUUACAAAGGGAAGCCAGUAGUGUGAUUCCGUAUCACGCAAUACACGGAAGUAGUGAUGAACAAGUACGCAGUGAUGUAUUAAAUCCUUUUCAUUUUAUUUUUUGAAGUUAUACAUUGAAAGAUAUCAAAUAUUAAUGACAAGGAUUUCUUGCAAUAUCAGGUAGUAUCAUGAUGGUCUUAAAAAUAAGAAAAAAUAUAUCUAUAAAUAUAUAUAUUUGGAAAUUACAACAUUCCCAA